GGAACAGGUGCACCCACCCGUAACGUUUCAUCAAUCACGUAUUGUAAUUAUUUACAUUAUCGCAAAGAUUGGAUUGAAAUAUCCGAACCUUCCGGUCCAAAUUCCGAGAGAAUUGUGCUUCGAAGUUUGGAGUAGACGGCAGGAUUACGUGCGAUAUGGCUUGUCACACAUUUUGUGCGAAAGGACUGUUCAAAACCGAAGUCAUACACCCUUUACCCACAACAGAAGACAGACAAUCGGGAGGAAAAGUGCAAGGACUUGGAUCCAAGAGCCGGUGUUGUGGCAUGCUCUCUUAGCAAGUGUGUUUUCAAAAAAGGUCGCAAAACGAUCAGUCCUGAAUUCAUGUUGAGAGCUUCUAAUCUGUUGCCAGAUAACCUUCAGAAAGACGACUUAGAGGUGCAAUCAGGCGAGAAUACAAAUUCAGUCGAUGCUGAAGAAUGGACAUAUGCAAGGAUAGAGGAAGAGAGAUUAAGAGAGAAGAAAGAUCACAGACACUUUGUCUGUGGAAAGCCAGCAGGACCUGGGGCAAUCAUUCACAGGGGGAUCAGAAACUCUGGGGAGACAUACUGAUGGUACGGGCAUAGUUGGUGUCGUAUCUACUCUUGCUCAACUGGCUGGUCUGAAGAGGGACUAAAUCCUGUGAGCAAUUGACGCUCAUUGAUUCUGGAAAUUAAGUUCCAA
This is a messenger RNA of Sclerotinia trifoliorum, 681 nucleotides long. The record is from the annotation of a GenBank genome assembly. NCBI's taxonomy places the organism in Eukaryota, Fungi, Ascomycota, Leotiomycetes, Helotiales, Sclerotiniaceae.